UGAUGCCGGAGAUCGGGCGGGUUGCCGGCCGGUGCGCGACACUUUGGUCACGGAAGUGUCACUUUCGAUAAUUGCUGACUGCUUGGAGGAAAACCAGAAAAGGUUUCUGACGCCAUGCCAGUGACCCAGUUCAAGAACUGUCGGAUCCUGCGGGACCAUGAGCUGGUCAGAGAGGACCUCUGGGUGGAGAAUGGCCGCAUCAUCAACCCAGAGGAGCUGUUCUACGUGCAGAAGAGACCUCCGGCGUUCCAAGUCGACUGCCGGGGAUCUAUCGUCGCUCCCGGCUUCAUCGAUGUCCAGAUCAACGGCGGAUUCGGCUACGACUUCUCGUUUGACGAGGAUAAGACCGAGGAGGCGGUGUCGGUGGUGGCGCGGGGCCUGCUGGCGCACGGUGUGACGUCAUUUCUGCCGACAGUCAUCACCUCCACACCGGAGACCUACCGCAAGGUCCUGCCCCGCCUGAACAAGCGGCCCGGCAGCGAGGAUGGCGCCGGUGUUCUCGGCGCGCACCUGGAGGGGCCGUUCAUCAGCAGAGAGAAGAAGGGCGCCCACCCGGUGCAGCACAUCCGGCCGCUGGAGAAGGGCUUUGAGACGGUGAAGGAAGUGUACGGCUGUUUGGACAACGUUGCCAUGGUGACGCUGGCGCCCGAGCUGGAGAACGCCUGUGACGCCGUCGAGGGACUCACCGAGAGGGGCAUCGUCGUCUCCACUGGUCACUCGGCCGGCUCCAUCAUGGACGGCGAGCGCGCCUUCAAGAGCGGCGCCCGGUUCAUGACGCACCUGUUUAACGCCAUGACCAAGUUCCACCACCGCGACCCGGGCAUCAUCGGCAUGCUGACAUCCAAGCGGCUGCCGCUGCACGAGCUCUACUACGGCAUCAUCUCGGACGGCAUCCACACGCACCCUGCGGCACUCCGGAUCGCCUACAAGACGCACCCGAACGGUCUCUGUCUGGUGACGGACGCGGUGGCGCCGAUGGGCCUCGGCUCGGGCCGCCACCAUAUCGGCGACAUGGACGUGGUCAUUGAGGGCGAACGGGCGCUCAUCGAGGGCACGGACACCCUCUGCGGCUCCAUCGUCACCAUGGACGGCUGCAUACGACACUUCAUGCACUCGGCCAGGUGUACCACAGUGGAGGCUCUGGAGGCGGCCUCUCUGCACCCUGCCACCGCGCUGGGCAUCACCGCCCAGAAGGGCACCCUCGAGUAUGGCUCUGACGCCGACUUCGUGAUGCUCUCGGACGACGUGUUUGUGCGCGCCACCUACAUCGCUGGCCGGCAGGUGUUCGCCGCGCCCGGACAGGCGUUCAUCCACGAGCCCGUGCAGUAGGGCGGCGAGGUGAUGAGAGGUGGGGCGAAGUGUGGUAGGGUGGCGUUGGUUAGAUAUUUACAACAUACGGCUCAGUGGUGGGACGGCAGAUGAACUGCAGGUGUAAUUAGAGACCCGAGCGGUGGCGGAAAGUAUAAGCCAAAGUAAAGCCACGAGAGUGAGACGACA
Amphibalanus amphitrite is the source of this 1497-nucleotide messenger RNA. RefSeq names its product N-acetylglucosamine-6-phosphate deacetylase-like. The record is from RefSeq and is a predicted model, not a curated record. Gene Ontology annotation, biological process: N-acetylglucosamine catabolic process. Lineage: Eukaryota; Metazoa; Arthropoda; Thecostraca; Balanomorpha; Balanidae. Gene Ontology annotation, molecular function: N-acetylglucosamine-6-phosphate deacetylase activity. The transcript has 9 exons. The coding region runs from base 115 to 1329 and encodes 404 amino acids.